Messenger RNA from Varroa destructor (honeybee mite), 3854 nucleotides. RefSeq lists its product as uncharacterized. The record is from RefSeq and is a predicted model, not a curated record. NCBI's taxonomy places the organism in Eukaryota, Metazoa, Arthropoda, Arachnida, Mesostigmata, Varroidae.
CGCCGUGAAUCACAACUAACGAGUGCUCCUUCAGUCGCUUGUUUAUGUGCGCGCUCACGUAAGUGACACUUUGAACAAAAUACGUUGGAAGUGAGAUACGACCAAAUAUUGCUCACACUAUGGGUGGUCUUCGGGAGUUUUGGACAAAAUGGAAACUACCGUGGUGUAGUCCACGCCGGCCACAAACCCGAUUUCCUAAACUCAGUUCUGUAGAUAAAGUCGCAUUCAGAAAAGCUUUCGACGCUUCUCGAUCGGAUAUCUGCUAUCUAUUUGCUAACCACUGGAAACAUCCUAACUUGAAGAAGUAUAUCAUGUGGUUCUACAACUCGAUAAUGGGCGAUCGCGGCUUCGGAAUUGGGUGUAAGGUUCCCGACCAAUGUGAAAGUCGUGUGAAACUAGUGGAACUAUUCAGCCAGAUGUGGCAAGUCGUCGAUAUUCCUGAAACGGUCAUUUACGCUUUUGACCUAUUCUUUAAUAAAAUUGAGUAUUGCUUGGCAAAUGGUUGGUACCAGGGCCUUUCAUGGAGGACGGAUGAAAUCGUCGUCAUUUUAACCAAAAACAAUGUUCGAUACGUAUUAGAAUUAAACACUGCCAUUGACAUUCCAGUGAGCUGGAGAGAUUCUCCAUCAGCGAUGACAGUAUGUAUUGAUAAUGGUCGGUACUAUGAUACAAUUCCCGUCGAAGUGCAGGAACACAUACAUUUUGUCAACGGGACGUUUGCGUUGAGACUUAAUGGCAGACGCGGGCUAAGGAAAGAAAUCACCUCAACUAACUACUGGAACUCAGAAUCACCGCGCGAACCUAUUGAAGUUCACGGGUUAGAUGUUACUCUCAGCAUGAGAUGGAAAGGACCACACGUAGAUAUCGAGACUUUUGUUGACGAUGUCCGUCUCCAUAAUCUACCAUAUGGAACCCUUCCAUUCCAAUGAUUUCGGAAUGUUGAAACGGUCGCAGUAGACGAUUUUUGCGAUAUAAAGCUUCAGAUAACCGCAAUCGAGAGUAGCUGUUGUUGAAACAAUACAGCGACAUGUUUUUCUAGUCGCACCAAAUCUUCUAGAUAAAAACGACGACAAAGGGGUGCAAGGAAACAUAGUCCGGCGCAUACAGUUGUAAUUAUCGCCAUUUAUUUUUACUACAUACUUCACGUACAGGUACAUAUAACUCUGUAGGGCGCCAAAUAGAAUAAUAGAGUAAUGGCAGAAACAGACAAUCGCGGUAAAUACCAUGUAAUAAUGCAAUAUAUAUAUGUUAGAGGACAACUUUUGGAGUAAACUUAAUAAAUUCAUAGGUAGAAUCUUUAUUUUUGAUGGCUGCGCGAUUCGUGCAAGGCGCAUCUGUUUUAAAAUUAUUAAAAAAAAAAAAAGAUUAAAUCGGGUCUGACUUAAUCUUUCCUAGUCAACAUGAUUGUAUUGUGAAGAACGACCGCAUCGAAAGAAAUUUAUCUUUCGCCUUUUUUUACAUAGGUAGUUUGUCUUGUUGUUUAUUGUUCAAUAAAGAGUUUUUCUAGUGUGCAACAACAGAAGAGCAGACAACUGUUGAAUAAUAAUUAUUCUAAACGAAAGCUUUUUAGACCUGGAUUAUUGCUGAAUAUUGAAUAAAGAAAUAAUAUUUGUACUUCUCAAUGGAUCAUUCAAAAUUAGCGGCAGGUCUGUGGAUUGUCGCAAGUACGCCCAUUUCGCUACCCCGGUCAGGAAUAUUAUCUCUAAUUUUCUAGCUCAGGUUGAAAAGCGUAGCCGUAUUAUCUAAUUAGCUUAUUGUAUUUACGAUAAUUUCGAGUGCCGCGGCCGCGUCUGCGUUUCCGACUAUAGUCCUUUCUAUUAUGUUUUUAAUUCAGCUGUCUGCACGGUCAAUUCAAUAGAACAGUCUCCAGCUAUAAGAAGCCGAGGUUGAGCGUUCCAACCCGCCAUCAGCAUAACGGGUUUAAAUUUAAUUACCCCUUUAUAAUUAUUUCGCUACAGUUAUGUCGUCACGUGUUUCCUUAUCGUGCCAAUAACAAACGAGCCAUUUCAUGGCCAGACUACAGAUGACGACAACUGUCUGAUAAGUGGAUGCAUGAUUUCUUCUCAAUUCAUCAUAGCAAAUGACUUGAAAACUCUAGUACAUCUUAUAGAUGUUCUUGUCGUAUAGUGAGAUCCGUGCUCGCACGUUCGUAAACGUCACUUGCAUUGUCCUUUCCGUAUGUUUACAACUCGAAACAAAAUCAAGAAUCCUAACGAUAGCCUUUUCAAAGAAUCGGCAAUGAAUGACAACGGCUUGAAAGAGAGGAGGGAAAUAAGGAGUCUGUGAAUUUAAUUUUUUCUGACACUGUAGCCUCUUGUUUUUCAUCCAUUUUAAUGUUCUCUGUGAGGAGCUUUCCUGUUUCACUACUCAUUAUGAUAUUUUCAUUGAGAAACAACACUUCUGUUGAGCAGCCUGACGCUCUAGUGGGGCUCAUCAGCCAGAUCUGGUUAACUUGAGGGAUCGGCUUACGUCUUGUUGUUCAAAGCCACUUAGCAAAUGGCUAUUGCCAAGGACGGUCCGUGAGAGACGGGAGAAAUCUGAUACGUUUCAAUUAGAAAAAACGCCAGAUAUUUAUUUCACAAAGCCCGAAACAGACGUUGACCUUACAGUUUAUCUAUAUCUGUUUAUUACGAGCGAGUCAAUUGAAGGAUCAUUCUUGAAACUGUCUAGCUAACCUUGGUAACGACGCCUUGGCUUUGAAGCCUUGCACUGCAUUGUCGACUAACUAUUACUUAUGGAGAUGGUAGCGGAACUGCAAAGCCUAUCAGGGUUGUAAAUUUAUCAUUUGGACCUUUGUGUGUAUCUCUCGCGCAUGUUAAUUUUCACGCUUAACGACAACUAGCGUGACAAAGACCAAAGUCAAAUGCCUACGACAUUAUUUACUACGUUGUUAUGUAGGCUUCUUCAAAAGUUAAAUACACUUAUGCAGCCUACCCGCCUCGUGUUACACUCUGCAAUCUACAAGACAGGUUUUGUUAACUGAAAAAAAAUCUACGCUUUGCAUCAUCAAGAUCAAUCCUAUCUAAUAGCUUUUCUCUGCCUUUCCAUCGAGCGUUCCGAUGGAAAAAACAGCCCAUGCUUAACUAUUACCUAAGUAUUGAUUGAAUGGUCAAUCGCAAGGAACCUCAUCACAAGCAAACUUCAUGGAUCGACAAGAUUACAAAGAGUAUAGUAUUCAGAACAAAAAGAUAACACGCAAAUAUUCUGUGCCGGACGUACGUACGUAGCACUUGAAACGAAGAGGAUAUAUUAGCUUAUCGGAUAGGCUUUAUAGAUUAUAUUCGCUUGCCAGUGAUCAUCUACUGCUAAAUUAGUAGAGACUGAUUCAAAAACAGUGUUCGUUAUUUUUCCUUAGAAGUUUUUUUUUUUCUGUUCUCUGAAGCUUUCAAGCAUUCUUCUAAAAUCGAUUAAGGUUUUAUUCGGUUUUCAUGCGAUUUUUUCAAUAUGAGUUUUCAUAUCAUUUAUAUAUGUAAAAGGCUUUCAGGUUGUCUUGUGUACAAUUAAUGUCUUUUUUAAUUUUGCAUCCGAAUUGGUAUAUGUGUUUUGGGGCCUGGAACAGACCAGGAAUUUUUGUAUUAGAGCAAGGCGAUGGAGAAAAAAAAUGUUUUAGAUUGCUGAGUAACGUUUGGAUAAGCAACAGAUUAUUAUGUUGCAGUUAUGUUAUUAAGGUAAGAAGUUGAAUUUAUUCGUCUUAAAGGCUCACCUAGAGAACGAUUGUGUGCACUUAAUUAGAUUGAAGCCCAGCGAGAUUUUUAUCUAUACUAUUUAUUUAUAUUUUGUUUCAUUUAUCACUAAAACGUAAUUAAUACUAGUAGAGAUGAUGUCCUAUACGCAGAUAGGGUGUUGUAGAAACG